Acanthosepion pharaonis is the source of this 1836-nucleotide messenger RNA. NCBI's taxonomy places the organism in Eukaryota, Metazoa, Mollusca, Cephalopoda, Sepiida, Sepiidae. The record is from the annotation of a GenBank genome assembly.
AUGGCACCUAAUGUGAUUAACCGUGAACAAAGCAUAGAUAGUAAUUCAGACACUUCCUCCCCAACUGAACAAGAGAAAUCUACGAGGAAACACCAUAACCCAAUGCCCAUCAUUGUGAUAAUGGCUCCUGACAAUGCCUUUGAUCAUCUUCUUCCUGAGGGCACUCAGUAUUCCUCAUAUCCUUACCACUGCUCCCAACAACGUUACUGGCGUUCCAAGAAGGCUACAUUCCUCUUCUGCAUUGUCAUCAUGGUGCUACUUGCGUUGUUCUGUAUUACGAUUAUCGCCACUACUAAUAUCGUUCAACAGGUUGUUCAAUCGGGUCAUCCCCCGGGACCGCAACCUCUAAUUCAGACAUCUUGUGGCCCUGUAAAAGGAGAGUACCAAGAUGGAAGUUGGGUUUUUCGUGGAAUCCCAUAUGCCAUGCCACCCAUCGGACACCAGCGUUGGAAACCACCUACCUCAAACCAGAUGCCGAACGGGCGUUGCUGGGAAGAAACGCACAUGGCUACAUCCUAUCCAAGUGUCUGCUUCCAGAUGGACAGCAAUCAUAGCAAGGUGAUUGGCAGUGAAGAUUGUCUGUAUCUGAACGUCUGGAUGCCGCAUAACUAUGACGAAAAGAAACCCAGAUUGCCUGUUGUCGUUAUGAUGCAAGGUGAGGGGCAAUCCUUUCACAAGGAUACCCCACAGAAAUCUUUUGAAUUUAUUCGCCACUAUGUGAAUAAAGCACAGGCAGUUUUUGUUAGCGUCAACUACAGACUGGAUAUUUUGGGUUUUUUACCUACUGCUCAGAAUUUAUUUGGGAGACAAAGCAGGGAAAUUGUCACUGGAAAUUUUGGCCUCAUGGAUCAGAUCUUGGCUUUAAAAUGGAUUCAGAAAAAUAUUGAAGACUUUGGUGGAAAUUAUAGCCAGGUAACAGUGUAUGGAGAAUCAUCAGGAACAGAGACCAUGUUGGGUCUCCUGACCAGUCCAAAGGCUCAAGGAUUGUUUCAGAGGAUGCUGGUUAUAAAUCCAUCCUUUCUACCCAUCCAGCCUUUUCCUCAGGCUGUCUAUGCUAAUAAUAGCUUAUUUUCCCAUACUGGUUGUCAUGGGGAUGUAGAAUGCUUGAUGAUGUUGGAAGGAGGAGAACUGAUGAUGGCUACAUCUGCUCACCGCCUGUCGAAACACAAGAGAUUCAAAGAAAUGUUACCUCCUAAUCACCGUUUUCCUUUAAUCAUUGAUGGUGAAACAUUGGUAAGUGAGAGAGGACAGAUUAAAGAAAAGAGACCAGAAGUUCCAGUCAUGAUUGGAUUUUCCAAUUGGUAUACACCAUGUGCUGAAGACCAUCUUGAGAGAAAUUUCACCAAAGUUGUACAAUUGAAAUUUAAGUUGAAUGUUCAAUCAGCAAAAAAGAUAAUCAUGAUGUACACCAAGCAAAAGAAUGAAAGCAAUGGUGAAACUUUGGAAGAGAUGUUGUUUGACAUCAAAAUGUGCCGAGCUCAGAAAAUGCUCUCAAAUAUUAACUUUCCAGUCUAUUAUUCAAUCAUUCGCCCUCAUUCCCUGUCACUCCAGGAAAGCCAGGAAGCCAAAAAAAAUGCAUCUUCAUUGCAGUCCUCAUCUGCUAACAUGGGUGCGCAUGUAAAAUGUUCCAAACAAGGUAACAGAGAUACCCACAGCCUUUUUCUGUCUGAACUGCAACAACUCUGGAGAGAAGGAUUUUCCUUAAUCAAAACCGGACGUCCCUCAACAAGCAAAGUGCCCAAUACAACAGCCCUGAUUUCUGAUAAUGUGAUUACCAUUGAAGCCAAUUACCAUCAGAAAGAGUGUGCUUUCUGGUCACGGCAUAAAACGGUGUAG